AUGGGGCUGUAUAACUGCCCGAAGUUGAAAGAGUUGCCCUCUUUGCCUACUGAGCUCAAGAGCUUGAGGAUAUAUAGAACUGGGUGGACGACUUUGAAUUUUCGUAGCAAUUCAAAUCCUAUUCCCCUUGAAACAUUAUAUGUCUAUAACUGUCCAAACAUUACAUCUCUUCAUCUGGCUGAUGAAAUAGCAAGACUUGAAGCACUAAGAGAGUUGACAAUUAGAGAUUGCCCCAAUCUGAUCUCUCUCGGAGAAAUGCAAACCAGUAAUAAUUGCCAUCUCAUACUCAACAAUCUCUGGAUAAGUGAUCCAUUGGUGUUGCUAAUGGAGCCAUUGAGAAGUAUCGCCUCCUUAAAAAAGCUGACUAUUGAGUUUAGUUUUGGGUUUUCAUUUCCAAAUGAGGCGGAGCAGUUGUUUCUGAAAGUUAGGUCAUCUCUUUGUGAGCUGCAAUUCAAAUUUCUGAAAUCCUUACAGUUUCUCCCUUCCUCCUUGGAAAGCUUAUCUUCACUUCAGAAACUAUAUAUUAAGGACGUUCCUAUGCUUUGGGAAUUACCGCACCUUCCUUCCUCUUUAGAAUAUCUACAAAUUAAUGAAGUUCCUAUGCUUCGGGAAUUACCGCACCUUCCUUCCUCUUUAGAAUAUCUACAAAUUAAUGAUGCGCCUAUGCUUCGGAAAUUACCGCACCUUCCUUCCUCUUUAGAAUAUCUACAAAUUAAUGAUGUUCCUAUGCUUCGGGAAUUACCGAACCUUCCUCCCUCUUUGACAGUUCUAAAUAUUUCUAAAGUUCCUAUGCUUCCGGAAUUACCGAACCUUCCUCCCUCUUUGACAGUUCUAAAUAUUUCUAAAGUUCCUAUGCUUCGGGAAUUACCGGACCUUCCUUCCUCUUUGACUGUUCUAAAUAUUUAUAAUGUUCCUAUGCUUCGGGAAUUACCGAACCUUCCUCCCUCUUUGGAACGUCUAAGAAUAAAUGGGAAAUGUCAUCCAGAGUUAAAGGAGCGCUAUCGAGAGGAUGGAGGCUCCGAUAGGCACAAGAUUGCUCACAUUCCUCAUAUCUAUAUUGAUCCCGAACAAUGGGUACAA
Messenger RNA from Dendrobium catenatum, 1080 nucleotides. RefSeq names its product outer membrane protein YopM-like. The record is from RefSeq and is a predicted model, not a curated record. The transcript has a single exon. The annotation marks the transcript as partial. NCBI's taxonomy places the organism in Eukaryota, Viridiplantae, Streptophyta, Magnoliopsida, Asparagales, Orchidaceae.